CGAUAAGCUUGUCAAUUUAUGGUUGAAAGAUUAAAAAACUUUAAUGGUUGAAAAUGAACUUUUUAAGUACGAACGUUGUAAAGGUUUUUUGAAUGUAGGUAUCUAUGAAAGUUUUAAAAAUGCAAAUCAGACGUGUGAUUUUUUCAACAUUAGUACUUUUGUUGAUCAAACACACUCAUGGAUAUCAAUAUGGACCCGUUAUUGAUCGAGUAAUUCUGUAUGCGGAACAAUACACCUCCUUCAUUGGCACUCACAUCAAUUCAACUUUAAUUCGCUUAGCUCUGUUGACUGGGGUACCUUAUCUGAACGUACCUCAGUAUCCUUUGAGAGAUCAGGAUAUACCUUUUUAUUUGUAUACCAGAAAAAAUCCUGAUGUACCCGAAGUAUUAUACGUGGGAGAUUCUGAAAGGAGGUUACUGCUGUCUGGAUUCGAUUCCAGUCUUGAUACUGUUUUAUACGCUCAUGGAUAUGGUUCUACAUUUGAUAAUUCAGCAUUCAUCUUUACCUCCUCUCUACUUCCCAGAAAGAAUAUCAACCUGAUAAUCAUAAAAUGGGACUCGUAUUCGUUCUUUGACCUGAAUUACACCGGAGCUAUAACAGUUUUCAGAUUAGGAACAGUUAUCGCUCGUUUUUUACAAACUUUAUUCAAAGUAGGAGCUGAUCGUAAGAAAAUACAUUUGAUUGGAUUCAGCGACGGCGCUGAGGCUGUGGCUUUGGCUGGUAAACAGAUAUACCCCAGGGUGGCCAGAAUUACUGUAUUCGAUCCAGCAGGAGGCUCUUUUAAUUUUUUACCCCCUACUCAAAGAGUAUCGAUUACUGAUGCUGAUUACGUACAAAUCAUCCAUUGCACUGUUGCAAAUCGUGGUCUGCCACCAGAAGUCAUAGGAGACGUUACAUUCUACAUGAACGGAGCCCUCAUACAACCUCAGUGCAGUAAAUAUACCGACAUAAGCACAAUUGGAGAUUGCAGUCACGGGGCAUGUGGCACAUAUUUAAACGAAUCUUUGCAAGAAAAUAGUACCCUGUUGGGCAUAAGGUGCGCUGGAUUUCUCAGUAAUUCUCCAAAGGACUACGAUUUCUCAGAUAAAGUUAUUCUUACAUACGAUGUUCCUACUCAUGUCAAAGGAUUAUUCUGUGUUGAUACUCGUUCCAAUAGUAAAUCAUCAAACUGAAAUAUUUUGAUGAACUGAAGAAUAAUUUCAACGUUGGAUCAAUGUGUUUUUUCAGUUCUCUUCUUACUCGAUUAUUGCAAUGAUAGGUAUAAUUAUGAGAGGAGUAAAGUUUAAAUUGAAAAGUUCAUUUUUAUAAUCAAGAAUUCCAACACUUGAAGUUAAUUUUGAGGAAUCUUGAAUAUUGAAUUUGUAAUUUAUAGGUACUUGUAAUGAGGCUUAGGAUGCCUACUUAAAUUGAAACUUACCGAAAACUUGGCAACUCCUUUCCUAUUCGUAUCUAAGUUCAAGGUUGCUUUGUUUCCUGUAAAAUUAUCUAUUAUUGUACAAUGUAAAAUAAAGAUUACGUACUA
Messenger RNA from Planococcus citri (citrus mealybug), 1522 nucleotides. Its product is annotated as lipase member H-A-like. Gene Ontology annotation, molecular function: lipase activity. Gene Ontology annotation, biological process: lipid catabolic process. Bases 105 to 1172 code for a protein of 355 amino acids. Lineage: Eukaryota; Metazoa; Arthropoda; Insecta; Hemiptera; Pseudococcidae. The record is from RefSeq and is a predicted model, not a curated record. The transcript has 7 exons.